AUGAAGCUCUUCGCAAAGAAGUCGUCCAAGAAGCAAGCCGGCCAGGACGAAGAAGAAUACGAAAGCCCCAGUAGCUACUUUCCUGCCUCUGAGGCCUCUUCUCCCACCAAAUCGCCCACAAAGCCCCGGUCGCCCACCAAGUCACCGACCAAAUCCCCCACCAAAAAAUCCUCCCAGCCCGCAUCCCCAGGCCCUCGGGAGACAAAGUCAUCGCGCACAUCCCGCACCUUCGGCCGCCACCCUACCGACCCGGGUUCACGCAGGAGUAGCAAGAUCGACUACGACACCCAUCCCCUCAAUCUCGCCCCCGAAGAGCGUGCAAAGAGAUUGUCUGCCCUUUCAGCCAUGAGCGGUCGCAAUUCCCCCGGAGCCAUGGACGUCGACCGUGAGUCGAAUGCCGCUCCCUCCUCCCCCGCUGCAGCACCCCAGCCUUCCGCCCAGGCUUCCUUCUCUGUCCCCAUACCGAAUGGCAUCAAUACCAACGUCAACGGUAAUGGCGACGCUCCUCCCCCUCCCCCUCACAAGUCCAACCCGUCCAGCCCAGUCCCGACGGCUGAGGACGAGGCCGAGGCUUACAAAGCCGCGGGCAACAAGUUCUUCAAGGAGAAAGAUUACAAGAAUGCUAUCAUCCAGUACUCCAAGGCCAUCGAGUUGGUCCCCGAUUCCGCCACCUACUUGAGCAACCGGGCCGCUGCGUAUAUGUCCAACACUCAAUACGAGUACGCCCUCGAGGACUGCACCCGCGCCGCCGACCUGGACCCCGAGAACCCCAAGAUCCUCCUUCGCCUGGCCCGUAUCUACACCAGCCUGGGCCAGCCACAGGAGGCCCUCCUCGUCUUUGGCCGCAUCAACCCUCCUCCUUCUGCCAAGGACCAGGCCCCGGCCAGGGAGAUGCUCAAGCACGUCACCGCCGCUCAAAGUGCUUUGCGUGAUGGUACCGCCGGUUCCAUGGUUCUUCAUGCCCUGGACCAGGCCGAGAGACAGCUCGGUUUUGGUGCCUCCAGGCCUCGUAAGUGGCAACUUAUGCGUGGCGAGGCCUACCUCAAGAUGGGCACUGUCAAUGCCCUCGGAGAGGCACAGAACAUUGCCAUGGGCCUGUUGAGGAGCAACAGCCAGGACCCCGAGGCUCUGGUGCUCCGUGGUCGUGCUCUGUACGCCCAGGGUGAGAACGAUAAGGCCGUCAGCCACUUCCGCAAGGCCAUCAGCUGUGAUCCUGACAUGCGUGACGCUGUCAAGUACCUCAGAAUUGUGCAGAAACUUGACCGUAUGAAGGAAGAGGGUAACCAGGAUUAUAAGAUGGGCCGAUGGCAGUCCGCCAUUGAGAAGUACACCGCUGCUCUGGAUGUUGACCGUGCCAACCGCGGCACCAACUCCAAGAUCCUGCAGAACAGAGCGCUUUGCAAGAUCAAGCUCAAGCAAUACGACGACGCCAUCGCUGACUGCGAGCGUGCCAUCAGCCUCGACUCGACAUAUCUCAAGGCUCGUAAGACCAAGGCUAACGCUCUCGGCCAGGCCGGUAAGUGGGAGGAUGCCGUGCGAGAGUGGAAGUCGAUCCAGGAGCUCGACCCCGAGGACCGCACCAUCGCCAAGGAAGUCCGUAAGGCCGAGCUCGAGCUGAAGAAGAGCCAGCGCAAGGACUACUACAAGAUCCUCGGUGUUGAGAAGGAUGCGGAUGACAACCAGAUCAAGAAGGCCUACCGCAAGUUGGCCAUCAUUCACCACCCCGACAAGAAUCCCAACGACGAGCAGGCUGCCGAGCGUUUCAAGGAUAUUGGUGAAGCCUACGAGACCUUGAGCGACUCUCAGAAGCGCGCCCGUUAUGACAGCGGCGAGGACCUUAUCGACCCGUCUGACAUGUUCAGCGGUGGUGGUAUGGGAGGUGGUAUGGGUGGCAUGCAUGGUGGCAUCGACCCUGAGAUCCUGUUCAACAUGAUGGGAGGUGGUGGAGGAUUCGGCGGUGGUGGCGGCUUUAACGGAGGCGGCUUCCCUGGCGGCGGUGGCGCACACUUCUCGUUCGCCGAUGGCUCUGGCCCCCGUGGCGGCGGCGCCGGCGGCGGCUUUGGCGGACGCGGCUUCAACUUCUCGACCUGA
Messenger RNA from Colletotrichum truncatum, 2091 nucleotides. RefSeq names its product small glutamine-rich tetratricopeptide repeat-containing protein a protein. Gene Ontology annotation, molecular function: protein binding. The record is from RefSeq and is a predicted model, not a curated record. NCBI's taxonomy places the organism in Eukaryota, Fungi, Ascomycota, Sordariomycetes, Glomerellales, Glomerellaceae.